Alternaria rosae is the source of this 2263-nucleotide messenger RNA. Its product is annotated as permease for cytosine/purines, uracil, thiamine, allantoin-domain-containing protein. Gene Ontology annotation, cellular component: plasma membrane. The record is from RefSeq and is a predicted model, not a curated record. NCBI's taxonomy places the organism in Eukaryota, Fungi, Ascomycota, Dothideomycetes, Pleosporales, Pleosporaceae. The transcript has 3 exons. Gene Ontology annotation, biological process: transmembrane transport; nucleobase transport. Gene Ontology annotation, molecular function: nucleobase transmembrane transporter activity. Bases 470 to 2170 code for a protein of 566 amino acids.
AGGUGCAUAUCAUCCCAACGCGUCUCAUCACAGCAUAGGAAACAUCCAUCGAUUGCAGCAACACGAUAGCGAUAUGCGCAAGGAACGUAUACUUAUCUUCGAUAGCGACGAGAUUCGGUCCAAUCACGUCAAGAUGAAUGAUAAGAUCAGCCCAGACUACCCCAUCUUUUCCUCAGCGAGGUGCGACGUAAGCACAGCUGUCCAUCUUUGACACUUGCCGCGAGAUGCAGCACAGACAUCCUGAACCUCAUAAGGUGAGGACGAUGUCCAGCUUCUUUCCGUCUUAGAUCGGGCUCGGACGCAACUCCGCUGUACCUUGUCGAUCACACAUCUUUCGCGAAUACCAUCGAGGAGCGUCAUCACACUGAAAAAGCCGCCAGAUCCUUUCAUCCUUGUUCAGUCUUUCACGCGCUCAGAGAUAGAGAGCAUCACACUGCGUGGAAGCGCUUCAAGACAGAGCCUCCUCAUCAUGCCCAUUCCGGGCAAUAUAAGCGCUCGCAGCCAUGCGGCGAAGGAGAAGGUCAAGCUUCGUCUGACACAGCCAUCGAGCUGGCAGCUUCCCAAGCAAAACAGCAGUAUCGCACCGCCCGAUGUAUGGACCAAUGCGGAUAUGGAGCCAGUGCCACCGGAGAAGCGCACUUGGGGUAAGAGCGCAUUCGUAACGUACUGGUUCAGUGACCUCGUUACUAUAUCGACUUGGAGUUCAGGAUCUGCUAUUUUCACACUAGGGCUUACGGCAACUGACGCUGUGCUCAUAACGCUCGUUGCGGGUAUAUGCAACGCUAUACCCACAGUAUUGAACGGCGCCAUCGGCUCGAAUCUACACAUCCCAUUCCCUAUCGCCUCUCGCGCUAGCUUUGGUUACUGGUUCAGCUACUUUGCCAUUGUGAGCAGAGGUGUCUUGGCCAUGUUUUGGUUCGGGGUUCAAACAGCCAAUGGAGGUACAUGUGUGACUGCGAUUCUGAAUGCAAUCUGGCCAAGCUUUCGUGAUAUCCCCAACCACCUACCUGCGUCGGUCGGGCUUACCACGGCCGGGAUGGUCUCAUACUUCCUGUAUUGGCUCAUUCAGUUCCCAUUCCUCCUUAUCCCAACGCACAGGCUACAGUACAUGUUCUGGGUGAAGACAGUUCUGUUGCCGCCCGUAGCUAUCGGAAUGACAAUAUGGGUUGCUGUCAAAGCUGGUGGUAAUGGCACUUUCUUCACACGCCCGGCCUCGGUACAUGGUGCUGAGAGGGCUUGGCUCUGGCUAUCAAGCAUGACUAGCAUCACUGGUGGAUAUAGCACUCUCGCUGUCAACAUCCCCGACUUCUCACGUUUCAGCAAAGAUCCUACCGCGCAAUACUGGCAGAUGCCGGUGAUCCCGUUCUUCAAGACUAUGGUCGCUCUGAUGGGGAUCGUCUCUGCAUCCGCCGCCCAAGAGAUCUGGGGCACGGCCUAUUGGACGCCACUACAGAUUAUCGAUACAUGGGACACGCCUGGCGGCCGUGCAGCAGCCUUCUUCUGCGCUUCCAUCUGGCUGCUUGGGCAGCUCAGCGUCAACAUUAGUGCGAACGCCGUUUCUUUUGCCAACGACGUCACAACGCUAGCGCCAAAGUACCUCAACGUGCGUCGAGGUUCCAUUCUCGUCGCGUUCAUCGGCGGCUGGGCGCUAUGUCCUUGGAUCAUCGUAGCGUCAGGCAAGGCGUUCCUUAACUUCAUGAGCGCAUAUGCCAUCUUCAUGGCGCCCAUGGCAGGCAUCCUUUUCACGGACUACUGGCUGGUGAAGCACAGGAAGUACGACGUCCCCGCUUUGUACGACCCAAGAGGCAUCUACCGAUAUGGUCGCUACGGUACAAACUGGCGCGCUGUUGUCGCAACGUUCGUUACCAUCAUCCCUCUGUUGCCAGGCCUAGCCAACAAAGUCAAUCCGGAGUUGAAGCUCUCGGCUGGCCUCCAGAAUCUCUUCACGUUCAACUGGUUGUAUGGGUUCUUUUUGUCCAUUUUCUUGUACUACUUUUGCAACCUUUUCUUCCCGGCUCAGCAGACUCUGAUUUCACGUGUUGUCACUGGAUUCGAGUAUCUGGAUGGGAUUGACGUUGACACUGAGGCGGGAAGCCUGUCGCAAGACGGGAAGGCUGGGGAGUGUAAAGAUAUGCCUGAGGCGAAAGUGUCUCCUCGGUCUUCGAGCUAAGCUCAAAACUACAGCAAUUAGAGUAGUCACAUGAUAUGACGUCCUGCAGCAUAGCAGAGGUUGCGCAUUAAUACUUCGAUAUCAUAAUCCAUC